Messenger RNA from Pecten maximus, 2921 nucleotides. Its product is annotated as secretin receptor-like. Gene Ontology annotation, cellular component: plasma membrane. Gene Ontology annotation, molecular function: G protein-coupled peptide receptor activity; peptide hormone binding. The coding region runs from base 291 to 1874 and encodes 527 amino acids. The record is from RefSeq and is a predicted model, not a curated record. NCBI's taxonomy places the organism in Eukaryota, Metazoa, Mollusca, Bivalvia, Pectinida, Pectinidae. The transcript has 13 exons. Gene Ontology annotation, biological process: adenylate cyclase-modulating G protein-coupled receptor signaling pathway; cell surface receptor signaling pathway.
UCGCGAACAGCCCGCUCUUAUGGAGCCCUGGUCAUGUGAUUUACCAUCAGAAGUUUGAGUUGAAGUUACCUGAAGUCUUAUCAAUUUGAUAUUUAAUGAGAAAAAGGAUGUUUGCCACUAUCAGCUCCCGGGCUAUGUGAAACAGCCUCCUAUCUGCAUUACGAACGCCCAGUUCUAAGCUGUCAGCUUGAAGAUGUACCAGGGAUGACGCGAACUUGUUGAAUUCUGUUCAUUUAUCACCUUAAACAUUUUGGGAUUUAUUUUGAAAAUUUCAUAAUACAAUUAACAACAUGAUGGAUCAGAAUAUGACGGGAAACUACACCGUGACAACAAUUACACAUUCCAUAGGAACGCAUAGAGAACAGAAACUCCGCCUUUUGCAGGCUGAGACUGAAUGCUACGAGAAGAUGUUUAGUAAUGAGACUUACGAAAAUCCUAAUGGAGGUCCUUACUGUGGUGUUGCUUGGGAUACCGUCAUGUGUUGGAAUGCUACCCCCGCCGGGACGACCGCCCAACAGCGUUGUGCUAGCUACAUCGACGGCUUUAUGAAGUCGGCUUUUGCCACUAGAUACUGCACCGAAAAUGGAACAUGGUUUAUCAACCCUAUGACGAACAAGACAUGGACAGAUUUCAAUCCAUGUGUCCCUCUGAAGGGACUAAUGACAAUAGGCGAACACCUACCUAGAAUCCGUCUGAUGUACAACAUCGGUUAUGGCGUUUCCCUUUGUUCUUUGGUUAUUGCCGUCUUUAUAAUGCUGUGCUGCAGACGACUAAACUCCAAAAGCAAUACCCUACACAUCAACCUGUUCCUCGCCUUCAUUUUCCGUGCCUUGAUGUCGUUCCUUAAGGACAGUUUGUUUGUGGAAGGACUCGGAUUGGAGAAGGAUAUCAUCCGCGGAGAGGAGGGUAUCAUGUUUCGGAAUGACGGAAGUAUGCAUUGGGAGUGUAAACUGCUAUUUACCUUGUUCGUGUACGGGGUGCUGGCCUCCAGUAUGUGGAUCUUCAUGGAAGCUUUAUAUCUACAUGUCCUGGUAUAUAGAACCCUCUUCACGGAAAGACAUGGCGUCAAAAUGUAUAUCAUCCUCGGAUGGAUACUACCGGUCGUCUUCCUCAUACCGUGGGUCAUUGUGCGGAUCAACUUGGAAGAUUUACUGUGUUGGAAUACCAGUCCUACGAAGGAGUUUAUGUGGAUAAUCACCGGCCCGGUAAUCCUAACGACUGUGAUUAAUUUCAUUUUCUUCAUAAAUAUAGUGCGUGUUUUGUUUACUCGAGUUAAGACAAACAGAAAUGUAUCGGGAGCUCGGAAAAUAAGAAAACUCGCCAAGUUCAUCGGAGUGCUGAUUCCACUGUUUGGAGUGUGUUACAUUGUAUUCGCUGUGCUGUUCAGAGUAGAAUUGGACGAAGACUUGGAUAUACCAUAUUUGUAUGGCGAAAUGUUCUACAAUUCCUUCCAGGGAUUUAUUCUUGCAAUAUUGUUUUGCUUUUUGAAUGAAGAGGUCCAUCUCGAACUCCAGCGAUUCUGGCACAGAUAUGCACUCGGGCGCCAUGAUAGUUAUGUCUACACCAGAACGGCAUUCAUGUCGUCAUGGCGACAUGGAUCACAAGUGUCACGUAUACCUUCAAAUAACGGUCAAAAUAGUGACUCAUCGGUUAAUGGCCGACUCUUGUGGUCUUCACGAAAAAGCAGCAACUACAACGCAGCUGUCAAAAAAGGAGCACAAUCAUAUAACACUAGAUCGUCAUGGAAACGAGACAAUACCCUGGACUCUAACGGAUCCCUGAGAACCCGUCCUGGGGAGACGGAUUGUAAGACGUGUUAUCUUGGACUACCACAAAGAGAUUCUACCAGGCAAGAGUUCAUUGAAAUGAGAUGAAAGUACGUCCGUAUGGCCCUACGGACAAGUGACUUGUACUCGAAUAACGUGAACGGUCACCUACCCCCUGCUGCUGGGUGAGCCUUAAUUGGAUUAUCAUGCAAUGUCCAACAUCGCCAGAUCAAUAUCAUUCAUAACGGUUAAUAGAGAAUGUCGAUGUAUUUACAUGGUUCUAUUUACACUGCCAAAAUGUAAGAGAAUUGAAUCAAAACAGGAUCAGGGACAAUCAGCAGAGGUCUGAAGUUGAUCAUAUAGUGCGUAAUAUUUCCAAUCGUAUAACAGAUUAACUGCUUCUUCAUUUAACAAAACAACAUGUAACGCUUGCAGGAAUCCAUACAAUCACAGUGUUCACGUCGUAAAACAGAUGAAUAUGCUUGAGUAAAUUACCAUUAUCGCCAUUUCAUAUAUGUUACAGUAAUCAGGACGACGAAACACACCGUUGUGUUUUCAAAUAACCAUUGUACAGCCAAUAAGCUGUGAUUUAUUUAAGUUUUCAUUCUGAAUGAUGUAUGUCCGUACAGGACAAUGCGUUACGGCAUGAAUCACCGUUACAUUAAGUAUGCUGCUGAAAAAAUUUGAUUCGGUAAGGCAAUUGGCGACAUAUUGCUUUAUGUUCUUCAUGUAGCAGGAUUGAAAUGAAAUGUAAUGAAAAGCAACCAUAUCAGAUUUCGAUUAAAAUGAUACUCAUAAUUCAUAUGUAAUUUGCAUCAAUGUAAUAGUAUGUGAUUUCAUGAAGGUUUAUAUUGUUGUUUUUUAUUUAUUUUUUUGUUCGCUUCACGUUCCCUUAGAUUAUUAAAUGACUUACAGAUUUGCUUAAAAUUUACUAAUUUCCCCAUGUGUCCAAGAUAAUAUGUUCUCCAUUACAUCAUCUAAUGUGGUAAACAAUAGCCUGUUAUGUUUCUAUAUCAUUACAUAUACUAUAAAAACAAUGAUUCAUCUAUCCAUCAAUGACGUUUUCAUCUCUGAAGAUAAUGUAUAAUAAGAUUUCUAAAUGACGUUUUCCGACAUGUGAUUAAAAAUGACCAUAUAUGGGCAUAUUGUAUUUAA